UUAAAGUUCUUGUCCUAAACAGUAAAUAUGCUACUGGAUAGUUUUUGGUCCGUUGGAUCUCACCAACCCAGUGAGCCUGCAUCUUGAUCAUUGCCCUUGUUGCUGGUUCUUGAACAGGUAACUGAAAGUGUAGCCGGCCUGGCGAUGCAUCUUCAGUCAGUAUCCUGACACUCCAGCGGUCCAUCCGUUCUCCGCCCACCUCUAGCAGCAGCACCUCCGGUAUCCUGCUCCCGGACCUGACCUGGGGACCUGUUGUGCCAGAAAAAUCAAUCACCAAGGAAAAACAAAACGAAUCAUUCCUCCACAAAGGGCCGGCCCAAACCGAGAAGACGCUGGAAUCGGCAGAUUUUGGGAAGGAAGACGAUCAGGGUCGCCAACUGACGCCGUGGCCUUCCAACACCGCCGCCCCUUCCCUCUCUUCACAUCCCAGCGCCGGUGCGCCGGCCGCGUUAGUCCCUGCCCCGCCGGUGGCUUCUUCCCCGUCUGCGCCUGAACGAUGGUGGCUAACCAAAGAAAGAGACACCACUACAAAAGUUCGCUCAGAGCUGCAACUAGAAGGAAAAAAUCAAGAAACAAUUCACUCCAUGAUCUACCUGAGGAAAUUUUACAGAUAAUAAUAUCACAACUAACAUUGAAAGAUGCCGCACGGAUGAGCAUGCUGUCCAGGAUGUGCAAAAGGUUAUGGAACUGUCAUUCUUACCUGAGCUUUGAUGCUGCCAUGGUAACAAACUCCUGUUCUAAAAGAGACAAGGAGAGCAGAAGCAGCCAGGAGAAAAAGUUUAUUGAUAUCGUCAAUACUGUGUUACGCUGUCAUGAUGGUACAAACUUAAAGCAGUUUAAAGUAGCAUUUGAACUCCGUGAACAACACAGUUGUUCUCUUGACAACUGGAUUGGAUUUGCGGUUUCUUCACAUGCAAGUGAGAUUGUGCUUGAUCUUGAUCCAAAAUCGCCACGUACAGCCCAAGAUGCUUAUGAUUUCCCGUUUCAUCUUUUUCAAAGUGAAAACAGUAUCCAAUCUGUCUGGGUCAAAUGUGUUUCUUUAAAGCCACCUCAUGACUUUUCUGGAUUCAGAAAGCUCACGAAGUUCACAAUUAGUUCAGUGCAUAUCCUGGAAGAUAUUGGGAACUUGCUCUCAAAUUGUUGUGCUCUCAAGUGGCUGAACAUCAUUUGUUGCAACUUUGGAAAGUUAAAGCUGCAUGGCACAUUUUACCGCCUGCUACAUUUUUGUGUUAUAUAUUCAGAGGUGCAAGCAAUCGAGUUACAUGCCAUAGAUCUGUUGACUUUUAAAUACGUGGGGACUCCACUACCUAUUGUGUUUUAUGAAUCUCCAAAGCUAAAAGUGGCGAAUAUUAAGUUGUCCCCAUAUUAUGACUUUGGCUAUGUCUGUAGUGGGCUCCCUACAACGUUGCCUUGUCUGGAGGAGUUAUACAUGGAUGUGCGAUUAAAAGCAGAGGCACCAGAGUAUGCUAUAAGUCAAGUCAAGUUUAAUUAUUUAAGACAUGUGAACUGCACGGUGUAUAUAUCUGGGCAUCCAAAUUAUACAGGAGGAAUACUUGGGUUAACUUCUAUUUUGAAGGUUGCUCCCGUUCUUGAGAAAUUGGAUUUGCAUAUGGAUGCUUGUAUGUAUCCAGAUUACAUUUUUGAACCGAUUGGAGAUCCUCCCUCGAGCCCUCACAAUCAUUUAAAGGUCGUGCGCGCAACAGGAUUUAUUGGUUUUGAGGGUCAAAUUCGGCUUGCCCUCUAUAUUCUCCAGAAUGCAAGGUCGCUCCAAUCGAUGAUGAUCGACCCACUGAGUCUUCGUCAUGCUAGAUCAAGGGAAGACGUGAAGAAUUCAAUUUAUGUCCAGAUUGGUGGAGAGAUUGUUCAUAAGUUUCUCGACCUUGAGAAAUACCGUGAUGUGUUAACUAUAUUAUGAUUGUAACCAUAAGCCAGGCUAGCUAGCUAGCUAGCUAUAACGUUGAAUUUGAGAUUUUAU
Messenger RNA from Lolium perenne, 1975 nucleotides. Its product is annotated as putative F-box/FBD/LRR-repeat protein At5g56810. Lineage: Eukaryota; Viridiplantae; Streptophyta; Magnoliopsida; Poales; Poaceae. Gene Ontology annotation, molecular function: protein binding. The record is from RefSeq and is a predicted model, not a curated record.